This is a messenger RNA of Pistacia vera, 3534 nucleotides long. Its product is annotated as putative disease resistance protein RGA3. The record is from RefSeq and is a predicted model, not a curated record. Gene Ontology annotation, biological process: defense response to other organism. Gene Ontology annotation, molecular function: ADP binding; protein binding. Lineage: Eukaryota; Viridiplantae; Streptophyta; Magnoliopsida; Sapindales; Anacardiaceae. The transcript has 3 exons. The coding region runs from base 57 to 3392 and encodes 1111 amino acids.
ACUUAACAAAGAGGUUUUCAUUUCCUCCCGAUUCUCCUUUUCCCUAAGCAUCAGUAAUGGCGGAAGCAGUCCUUUCUGCUCUCCUUCAGGUGGUUUUUGAGAAAUCCUCUCAAAUCUUUGACGAGUGUGCAGCUUUAUAUGGCACUAGGAAAGAGAUGAAAAGGCUUCAAGGUGUGCUGUCUACAAUUCAAGCUGUCCUGGAAGAUGCAGAAGAUCGGCAAGUAACGGACAAGGCAGUGAAAAUUUGGUUGCUAAAGCUUAAAGACGUAGCUUAUGAUCUUGAUGACUUGUUGGAUGAGUAUAUGACAGAAGCAUUACGGCGCAAAUUGAAGUUUCAUGAUCACAUGGAGUUCAGGGGUUGCAUCGUCAGUGAGGUACGCAAUCUCUGUUCACCCUCAAAUCCUUUACUCUACCAUUAUAGAAUGAAAAACAAGUUGGAGAAGACGGUGGAUAAAUUAAAUGGGAUUGCGGAUGAGAGGUUCAAUUAUCAUCUGAGAGUUGUAUCUACUGACCCUGGUGGGGAAUCCUUUGCAAGACUGCAAACGGAUUCAUACUUAGUAGAAUCUGAAGUUUUUGGUAGAGAUGCGGACAAAGAAAAGAUUGUACAGUUUCUUAUUAGUCCAACCGGUAAAGAAGAUGUUUCAGUACUUCCCAUAGUUGGACUGGGCGGGAUAGGAAAGACAACGCUUGCCAAGUUGGUCUACAAUGAUGAAAGGGUGCAGGAGCAUUUUGAGCGAAGAAUCUGGGUUUGUGUAUCUGAAAACUUUGAUGUGAAAAGGCUUAUGAAAGCAGUUAUAGAAUCUGUGACAGGGAAUAGAUGUUACCUUCAAGAGAUGGAAACAAUUCACCGUCAAGUUCAAGAACUGACAAUGGGGCAGAAAGUUUUACUAGUUUUGGAUGAUAUAUGGAAUGAUGAUCACGAAAAGUGGGAUAGAUUGAAGAAUUCUCUUAGGCAUGGUUCUGAAGGGAGCAAAAUCUUAGUAACAACUCGCAGUGAGAAGGUUGCACUGGUAAUGGGCAGCGUCACUAGUUACUGCUUAGAGGGUCUGUCAGAUGACGUCUGUUGGUCAUUGUUUGAACAACGAGCAUUCAGACGUGGAAAGCCAGAUGAAUCUUCAAAUAUAAUAGCAAUUGGAAAGGAAAUUGUGAAAAAGUGCAGGGGUGUGCCUUUGGCAGCAAAGGCUUUAGGAAGCGUAAUGUGCUUAAAGAAAAGGAGGAGUGAGUGGUUGUCUGUUAAAGACAGUGAAAUAUGGAAUAUUUUUGAGGAGGAAAAUGGAAUUUUAUCGGUGUUAAGGCUAAGCUAUGAUAACUUACCAUCACGUCUGAAGCAAUGUUUUGCUUAUUGCUCUCUGUUUCCGAAGGACUGGAGGAUCAACAAGGAGAAACUAAUCCAAUUGUGGAUGGCAGAAGGUUUUAUUCAAUCAUCUCAAGGAAAGUCACUGGAAGAAGUUGGGAGUGAGUAUUUCAAUGAACUAAUGUGGAGGUCUUUCUUUCAUAAUGCAACCAAAGACAGCAGUGGUAGCAUAGUGGCCUGUGAAAUGCAUCAUCUCCUUCAUGAUCUUGCAAAAUCUGUGGCUAGUACCAGUUGCUUGACAGUGGAUGCCGGCAGGAAAAUGCAUGUUCCUACCGGCACACGCUAUAUGUCAGUAGUUUGUACUGAGAAUAAACUCCGAGUGGGUUCUAAAAAAGCUUGCAAGUUGCGCUCUCUUCUUCUGUUACAUGGGCAGACGCAGAUUGUCAAAGUAUCUCGCAGUUUGAUCUUGAAAUUCAAAUCUUUGCGUAGUUUAUGUCUAAGCAGUACCAGAAUAAAAAAGUUGUCCAAGUCAAUUGGUGCAAUGAAACAUUUAAGGUACAUUGACCUCUCAAAUACCCUCCUCAAAAGGUUACCAAACUCUAUCUGUAGCCUUGUCAAUUUACAAUCUUUAGUUCUUACACAUUGCAACCGUCUGGAGAGUCUGCCUACAGGUAUGAGAAAGUUGAUCAACCUCAGGCAUCUAAAUCUAGAUGGAUGUGAACAGCUGACUGAACUGCCAAAGGGAAUUGGAGAGCUAAGCUUGCUUCGAACAUUACCAUUAUUCGUCGUUGGUCUGGAAACAGCAUGUAGCAUCGCUGAAUUGGAGAAUCUAGACCUCCAAGGAGAAUUGAAGAUCAAGAACCUUGAAAAUUUGAUGAAUGCAACACUUGCCAAGUGUGCUAAUUUGAAGGCAAAGAGAGAUCUCCAGUCAUUGAAGUUAUUGUGGGGGCAUACUGAUGAGCUGAAUGUAAGAGAAAAUGUUGAGCGUGUUAUUGAAGUCCUCCAACCAAAUUCUGAUGUAAGGAAGUUACUGAUUGAGAACUAUAUGGGCUCAAAAUUUCCCAGUUGGUUGAUGAAUCCAUCUGUCAUAAAUCUUGUAGAACUCUCAUUAAUCAGAUGCCAGAGAUGUGUGGAACUGCCACCACUACCAAAGCUACCAUUUCUUGAGGUUCUAACAAUUGAUGGAAUGGAUGCCACAAUGUAUUUCUGCAAUGAUUCCAGAGAAUAUUGUGUUACCAAAUUUUUGUUGCUCAAAAAAUUGGUAAUCAAGAAUAUGCAUAAUCUGUUAGGAUGGUCAGUCGUCGAAGGAAAUAUUGUACUUCCUUGCCUAGAGGAAUUGGUGAUUGAGAGUUGUCCGAGCUUGAUCAAACUGCCAGAUCUUCCAUCUAUCAAAUCUUUGAAGCUGGAUGAUUGUCGAUUUGACCUCUUAAGGAUGGCAGCAAAGAUAAGUUCUCUUUCCAAUCUCGUUAUGACUGACAUCUCUGAGCUAAUACAUUUGCCAGACGGUUUGCUCAAAAACAAUCCACAUUUGUUGUCUCUGGAAAUCAGAAACUGUACCCAGCUGAAAAAUCUUUUUCGUGAGCUUGAGAAUCUUAGUGCCCUUCAGUCAUUAAGCAUUACCGGCUGUCCGGAACUUGAAGCAUUGUCUGCAUUGGAAAGCCUCAGUUCUCUCAAAUCCUUGGUGAUAGAUAGCUGCAAUAUUCUAGCUUCAUAUCUAGAAGAUGGAUUAAGAGGUUUAAACUCUCUUCAACAUCUAUCACUAUCAAACUGUGAGGAGCUAGCAGCCUUGCCCGAUGCAAUGCAGCAUUUUACAAGUCUCAAAAUAUUGCACAUUUGGAGUUGUCCUCAAUUGGAGACUCUGCCUGAAUGGCUAGGAAACCUUGCUUCUCUCCGAGAGAUGGAACUUUGGUACUGUGAAAACUUGCGUUGUCUUCCAGAAUCCAUGACUCAACUUACUGCUCUUCAGUUUCUGUCAAUUUGGAGCUGUCCUCGCUUGACCGUGCUCUGUCAGAAAGAGGAAGGGACAGAAUGGCGCAAGAUACAGCACAUUCCAUUCAUCAAGAUAAAUGGUCCUUACAUUCAAGCCAUAAGGGCCUAACUGCUUGAAACAACAUAAUGGUGAACUAAAAGGGGGAGCAAAAGCAUCCCGUGCAGGAAGACCAUGGGUUUGUGCAUGCUUAAUUCGAGGUUUCCACGAUCAAAGUGAAGCUUGUGAAUUUGAAUCAAAAUGGAAAAAUUUC